Brassica napus (rape) is the source of this 1730-nucleotide messenger RNA. Its product is annotated as tyrosine-specific transport system. Gene Ontology annotation, biological process: amino acid transmembrane transport. The transcript has 13 exons. The record is from RefSeq and is a predicted model, not a curated record. NCBI's taxonomy places the organism in Eukaryota, Viridiplantae, Streptophyta, Magnoliopsida, Brassicales, Brassicaceae. Bases 113 to 1675 code for a protein of 520 amino acids.
AUAACCUCUCUCUAGUCUAGUCCACAAACCUUUUGAACUGGACUCGCAGAAAACCAGAAGACUGAUCACUGUAUCUGAUCUCAGACCGAGAUAAAACAAAACAUAGAGAGAUAUGUCUGUUUCUCUGAGUAACACUUGUCUUCCACUACGCACAGAUUCAGUUCCACAAAAACCUCUAGUUCUCAAUGGAGUUGUCCGUUUUCAUUUACAAAGAUCAUCUCAUGUUUCCUCAUACCGUUUCGGUUUCAACUCAAACCCAUUCUUCAGAACUCAUACCCCAAGAUUCUCCAAGUGUUCGCCUCAGAGAGUGUCCGAUAAACGCAGAGAAACACAAGUAACUACUGAACAAGAGGAAGAAGAAGAGGUUGUCGAGUUUCAGAGGCUAUUCUCUAACCUUAACCGAUCAACACUAAAGCGAGAAUCCGGAAGCUUGUCCAGUGCUAUCUUCUUGGUUGCUGGCACUACAGUAGGUGCAGGGAUACUAGCUAUUCCAGCUGUCACACAAGAAUCAGGUUUCUUGGCCUCUGCAGUCGCUUGCAUUCUCUGUUGGGCGUUCAUGGUUGUCACAGGUUUGCUUGUUGCUGAAGUGAAUGUCAACACCAUGUCUGAGCUAGGCUCUGGAGGCGUAUCUCUCGUAUGUUCCCUCUCAGACCGACACUUCUUAGUGAUGUCCUGCUUUGACUUCUUGGUGCUAUUUUUGGCAGGUCUCGAUGGCGAAGAGGACUCUUGGAUCUUUUGGAGUUCAAGUUGCAUCUUGGUCCUACAUUCUCAUACAUUACACCCUCCUCGUGGCCUACAUUGCUCGGUCUUCAGGCAUCCUUACAAACUUCCUCGGCAUUCCAAUAUGGGAGAGUGCAACUCUUUUCUCACUUGUUCUUGGAGGCAUAUGCUUCUUUGGAAGCCAGAGAUUCAUAGGUGCAACCAAUGGAGUUCUGGUGUUUGGACUAAUUGCAUCUUUUGCAGCACUCGUGUAGCGAGUGGAGACUUGCACUGGGAAGCUCUUCUCAAGGCCAACUUUGAAGCUGUUCCUAUGAGUAUACCCAUCAUUGCCCUCUCUUUUGUUUACCAGAAUGUGGUGCCGGUUCUCUGCACAGAUCUUGAAGGUGACUUGCCGAAAGUAAGAACCGCGAUUGUUCUUGGCACAGCCAUACCACUUGGCUUGUUUCUUGUGUGGAACGCUGUGAUUCUUGGAUCGUUUCCAGAUACUGGUGUGUCAGCUGAGAGGAUGAUCGAUCCUCUGCAGCAGUUGAGAUCAACCAGUGUCACCGUUGGUCCUUUUGUGGAAGCUUUCUCUCUAAUAGCAAUCGCAACUUCUUAUAUAGGAUUUGUCUUAGGCCUCACUGACUUCUUCUCUGAUUUACUGAAGCUCCAGACCAGACAGAACAAGCCUUUUCUUUACCUUCUUACACUGGUUCCACCGCUUGUCCUCUCCCUACUGGACCCAGAGAUUUUCUUCAAAGCUUUAGAUUUUGCUGGGACAUAUGGAGUUCUGGUGUUGUUUGGAAUCCUACCAGCUGCAAUGUCUUGGUCAGAUAGGUACGUGGUCUCAUCAUCAACAGCGACACAACUCGUACCAGGAGGAAAAGUAACGCUUUCUCUUGUCAUGGGAGCUGCAGGAUACGUGAUUGUUUCUGAAAUUAUAGAGAACUUUUCAAAGUACUUGAGUGUUUCUUAACAUAAUGUAAAGGGAUAAUAAGCAUUGAUAGCAUGUAACAUAGGUCUUGCAACUA